CGAUCGUGGACCGGUAGGUUAGCUCUAGUCGACACUCGACACCACAAUCCAACGUCGCUCUUCCUCGCAUCUUCGACGUUGCGCGAGGGAUCGGAUCCAAAAAUUUCCCGAAAUUUAACCUCCAAUUGUGUUCUUGAUCUCUCGAUCCCUCCGAGUUAUAUUAUCCAACGAUUUAUUUCGCGAUUUUGUUGAUGAAAGAGCGAAAGAGUGCUUCUGCUUUAGCGCGUAUACUUGCGAAUUGUGCUUCUCAGGCAAAAGAAUAUGGAAGAUGCAUCACGCUGAAGGUUCCAGAGAUCGAACAUCACAUGUGUUCAAAGGAGUUUUUGGCACUAAAAGCGUGCAUGCAGAAUUCGAUCAGAAACAAGACUUGAGGCUGAACUAGGAGAUUCAUUGACAUUGUGGAUUUCCAUGGUCGUGUUUUAGAGAUUAAAAAUUCUUCGUCUGUCAGAUUUAUAGUUUGUGUACUAUAUCAAGCCAAAAUCUGUACCUGAUUUUUAAUGCCAAGAAGACAUGUUUGGAAAAGUAUCCUCCGGUCAAGGCCGAGUGAGCUUGAGUGGUUCAGGUGCCCUCUCUCAUGUCUAUAUUCAGCAUCCUCUCCUUCGAUGCAACAUACCUGAAAUUCAGGGGCUAUUCUAUGAUGAUGGGAAUAAGUUAAUUCUUGCACCAACUUCUGAUCAGGUUUUGUCAUGGAAAAUAGGUCAAUCUACGCAACUCGACCCUCCCAAUUCUGAUCCGAUUGGUGAAGGGCCUGUUGUAUCUAUAAGAUACUCUUUGGAUCAGAAGAUCAUAGGGAUUCAGCGAUCUAACCAUGAGGUCGAAUUCAGAAAUAGAGAAACUGGGCAGGCCUUUUUUAGAAGAUGCAGGCCUGAUUCCGAAAGCAUACUUGGAUUUUUCUGGACAGACUGCCCUUCCUGUGAUAUCAUAUUAAUAAAAACAAGUGGCAUAGACCUGCUUGUCAUUGAGCUUGAAUUGAACACUCUUCAGUUGGUGGAGGCUAAAAAAUUUAGUGUAAGCUGGUAUGUUUACACACAUGAGAGUCGGAUGGUUCUUCUUGCUUCUGGAAUGCAGUGCUCUAUAUUCUCCGCAUAUCAGUUCUCAUCUGGAGGUAUUGUUCGUCUGCCUAAGUUUGAGAUGACUAUGACUAAAUCUGAGGCCAACCAGAAGCCUGUUCUUGCUUCAGAUGAUGUUCACAUUGUUACCAUCUAUGGUAGGAUAUACUGUCUUCAACUUGAUAGAGUUGGCAUGGUUCUCUACUUGUACAGAUUCUACCGUGAUGCUGUUGUACAACAGGGUACUCUGCCAAUUUAUUCAAGCAGAAUUGCAGUGAGUGUUGUAGAUAAUGUACUUUUGGUACAUCAAGUGGAUGCAAAGGUUGUCAUACUCUAUGACAUUUUUCUAGAUUCCCUAACACCAAUAUCUGCACCACUUCCGCUUCUGCUGAGGGGAACAUCUGGUAAUAGUAGGCAAACAGGUCAAGUUGAGGAUAGUCUUUCUACUUCAUAUGGAGGAAUGCUUUAUGGCGAUUCUUGGAAUUUUCUUGUUCCUGAUCUUAUUUGCGAUGUUGAUAAUGGCCUCUUAUGGAGGAUCUGUUUGGACCUAGAGGCUAUUGCGACCAGUAGCUCAGACGUUCCUUCAAUUCUGGAGUUCUUGCAGCGUCGAAGAUCUGAUCCGAGCAUGAUUAAAUCAUUAUGCCUCACAAUAAUGCGUACUGUAAUUCUGGAAAGGAGGGCUAUUACUACAGCUGCAAGGGCGAUAGAUGUCCUUGUUGCUUCUCAUUCUCACGAGAUGAAAACUAAAAACGCACUCCAAGGAGGAGAAAGGAAAACAUCAGAACAAACCCAUAAUUCAGGCAUGAGACAAGAGUCCCUGACCGAAGUAGCGAAGGAACCAACAAAGGGCACGGAGCAUGAACCAGUUGAAAAUUCUGUAGAAUCUACUACAAGGAGAAAUUUGUUGGGCUCAGAUUCUGACAAUGAUACAAGACGGGAAAUUGGGGGAAUCAAUUCAGAACAGUUUCGUGGGAAGUCCUUGCAUGCUUCAGAUAUUGCUGAGUUCGAACAACCAUCGCAGUCUGAAGGACCUGGGAGUAGCCGGCCAUUGGCUUCCCACCAGCAGGGAUCUCAAUCCACUCGCGUUUCAAUUUCACCCAAUGAAAUGUACCACUUCGUCUUUGCACAUGUCGAGGAUGAAAUGGGAGGAGACCCUUCUUACUUGGUUGCUAUCAUCAUAGAGUUUUUACAGAGUGUUUCAAAGGAAAAACUCGCAGUUCAUGCUAACCUUUAUGUGAUGAUGAUUCAACUGCUAGCCCGUGCGAACCGUUUUGCUGAAGUUGCAUUAUUUGUAUCAAAUAAGAUAUUAGAGCCAUCAAAAGAAGUUGCAUUUCAACUUUUAGAAUCAGGUCAACAAAAUUUACUGGCUCGGAAGCUGGGGAGGGAUAUGCUUAGGCAAAUGUCGUUGCAUCAUGAUUUUGUCAUCGCACUAUUGCAAGAUGGAUACUAUCUCGAGGCUUUACGUUAUGCAAGAAAAUACAAGGUCAUCACGGUGCGACCAGCCUUAUUCCUCGAAGCAGCUUUUGCCGCCAAUAACUCGCAGCAUCUUGCGGCGGUGCUGAGGUUUUUCUCAGAUUUCACACCGAGCUUUAAGACCACAUCAGAGUAUGAUAGGGCAUGCUCAUACUGGAUGGAUCUCAGAAAUAGCAGUUUGGGUGUUAGUUGGAUUAGUAAUCAGCUAAUUUAAUUUAGAAUGUACAAAGCCCAAGAGCCUCUUUUUUAGUUUUAUCGUGUGUUGCAUUUUUAACAUAUACUGGUCUACGGAUGAUGUGGUAGACCACGACCAAGCAACAUUGUCGUCGAUGUUCCACCAAAAGGAUAUUUAGUAACUCCAUACUGCGGGCCCUCACCGUCUGUUGCAUAGUAUCCAUAGAACUUGUGCACAUUAGAUGACAAAACUUGUGUGUUGUAUUUGGAUAUACAAAAUCAUCCACAACUUCAUGAAUAGCAGGAUUAUGCAAAAGGGUUCCAUUUGAGUGAGAGAUAUUCUUUUCUCCCACAUUUUAACCCAUAAAAAAAAAAAAAAAAAAAAAAAAAAAAAAA
Ananas comosus (pineapple) is the source of this 3092-nucleotide messenger RNA. RefSeq lists its product as uncharacterized. Gene Ontology annotation, biological process: regulation of autophagy. The transcript is spliced from 15 exons. Gene Ontology annotation, cellular component: lysosomal membrane; late endosome membrane; Mon1-Ccz1 complex. NCBI's taxonomy places the organism in Eukaryota, Viridiplantae, Streptophyta, Magnoliopsida, Poales, Bromeliaceae. The coding region runs from base 511 to 2736 and encodes 741 amino acids. The record is from RefSeq and is a predicted model, not a curated record.